Molecule: messenger RNA, 1509 nt
Organism: Laccaria bicolor S238N-H82
Lineage: Eukaryota; Fungi; Basidiomycota; Agaricomycetes; Agaricales; Hydnangiaceae
Product: major facilitator superfamily multidrug-resistance, DHA1 sub-family
Exons: 7
Coding region: 1-1509 (502 amino acids)
Biological process (GO): transmembrane transport
Molecular function (GO): transmembrane transporter activity
Source: RefSeq, a predicted model, not a curated record
AUGAGUGCCGUUGCGGUACGAGAAACUCCAGUCGACGACGACGACGACGCUCACCAACAACAAAGGCAAAAGAGGACUCCUCUCCCCAAAUUCCAACUCUUCGUGGUUUUUUUCGCUCAGUUCUCAGAACCGAUAACUGCCAUCGUGAUAUACCCCUUCAUCAACCAGUUCGUGCAAGAUACAGGUAUCACGAAUGGAGAUCCCCGGAAAAUUGGCUAUUAUGCUGGAAUUUUAGAAUCCGCAUUUUUCUUAACGGAAACGCUGACUGUGUUUCAAUGGGGGUAUCUUUCAGACCGCCUUGGGCGUAGACCCAUCCUGCUGCUCGGUCCACUUGGACUGACGUUUGCUAUGCUUGGAUUUGGGCUUUCGAAGACGUUUUGGCCGUUGGUUAUAUAUCGGUGUUUUCAAGGAGUUUUCAAUGGCAAUAUUGGGGUAGCCAAGACGGUUAUUGGAGAGAUAACUGACCCUACUAAUAUCGCUGAUGCAUUUUCGCUGUUCCCAUUGGUGUGGGGAACUGGAACCACACUUGGUUCGAUCAUCGGUGGCGUCUUCACCAGCCCAUCGGACACAUGGCCUGAUACGUUUGGCAGAAUCCGUCUGCUCAGAGAACACCCUUAUUUACUUCCUUGCAUGGUAGCAGCUUGUAUAGCUUUCGCCGCUUUCUUGACCACAUUCAUUUUCCUGAAAGAGACUUCUCCUGCCGCGAUCCAGCGACAAAAGAUCAAAAAGCACCAGCAUCACCUUUCCAGACAACCCAGCCAUACAACGACACUUUUAGACCAUAGCGACUCGCGGGAUUAUGGCACCAACGGCGCAUCAGUACCAGGAGAUCUCGAGCCUGCUCACGUCGCCCCGCCCGUCAAACCCCCACCUCUUAGUGCCCUUCUCGUCCGCCCCCUUCUUAUGACGUUCUCGAGCUACGCCUUCCUUUGCUUCGUCGACAUGAGCUAUUCAGUCCUCCUCCCCCUUAUCUGCUUCACCCCCAUUUCUCUGGGUGGGCUCGGAAUGAGUCCAUAUCAGAUUGGCACCAUGAUGGGCGGUGUCGGGCUCGUGAAUGCUUUUGUCCAAGUCACUAUGCGCGGGUACUGGGUCCGCAAGUUUGGUGCUAGGAAAACCUUUAUCACUGCUUUCUCGCUAUACCUUCUCUCAUUUUCUGCGUACCCCAUUGCAAUCUUCCUCGCGCGUCGGAAAGUGGGGAUGGGUACGAAUGUGGGGCUUAUUGUCCUUUCACAGUUGGUAUCCAAGUUGUCGACGUCUACUUGCUAUGGAUCAAUGCAUGUUCUCAUCGUGGAGAACUGUCCUUCGAAAGCUUCGUUAGGCUCUACGAAUGGUAUUGGACAAACGAUAUCGUCUGGGAUGAGAUGUGUAGCUCCAACCAUUGCCUCCUCGUUGUUCUCCAUUUCGCUUCAACAGAACAUCGCAGGCGGUAAUCUGGUGUUCAUUGUCUUUUUUGGGAUAAUUUUGGCUGGGAUCUGGACGUCGUUCUUGCUACCAAUCAAGACUAUCUAA